CCGACAGUAACGCGGCAAUUAAAUGGAGCAACUAAGUGGAUAAGAAAAAAAUCAGAGUUAACAUGAAAUAUCGUACAGUUAUACUGACAGUUUCGAUGGAUUAAAGUUGUACGCGGUAGAAACUGGUGAGGAGGGACAGUGGAGUGUUAACUGUAGGUGAUUUUGGUGUCCGUGUGACCGACAGUCAAAACAAGCCCAGUGACGCCGUGAUGGAAUACCCACCAAACAAGCGUCUGAAAGGGGAAGCGCACUGCACUCCCAGCGACUCCUUUGGCGACGAUGAGGAGUUCACCCAGGACGACCUUGAUGAGAUUGACGUGCUCGCAUCGCAGGCCUUCUCGUGCGAUGCGCGACUUGCAAACGACGGGGGCGGAGGGUCGCUUUCCUCACGUGCGGCCGUUUCCCAGGGGAGAAGAACCCAUGACCUCGGUGCAGGUUCACCAGGGAACGCUGACAGGUUCAAUACUCCGGGGACAAGUCGCCAGCACCGGGCCACGGAAGCUUCCGACCCCCCAGGAAAAGAGAAGGUACCUUGGAGGGGUAGUGAUGAGUUCUACGAGCAUCUCAAAGCACAGCAAGCAGAACUGAAGAAAAAGCUGAAGCAGGUGGAGGAGGAGCUCAUGGUGAGGAGUGGUGAGGUCCGGGUACUCCGCGACGCCCUUCGCCACACGCAGCAAGAGAAGGAUGAGCAGAGGCAGGCGCUCCUGCAGCAGGAGGAGCAGAGGGCACAGGCGCACAGCGACAAAGAGAAGGCCCUUAACAGGAAGGUGCAGUCGCUGCAGUCGGAGUUACACUUCAAGGAGGCGGAGCUCAGUGAGAUGAGGAACAAGGUACAGAUGUGUGAGCGCAGCAGCAAGGUGCUUGCGGUGCCGGCUGUCAGGAACAGCCCAAAGAGGAGCUUCUCUGCAGCGCAGCAGCAGGAGGAGACUAGCAGCGGGGCUUCAUCCCCGGGACUCUCUCCCUUCCUCACCAAGGAGACGUUCUCGGCCCAGCUCUCGAAAAGGCUGCCGGCAGCUCGGGGAGCUGCUUGCGCUGAGGAAGGUGGAAGAAAAGUGAAUGGUGAGAGGACGGAUGCCAAGGAGGACGUUCCGCAAAGAAAUGCCUACAGCUUUGAAUCACACCCAUGUCAAGGGGCAUCGCUGCUGAACCUUCUCCUCCAGCAUCCCCUGGACCCCAGCAUCCUUGGCCUCUGUCACCUGUUGUGCUUGAGCCCAGAUGCCUUACCCGGCCUCCUGCUACAGCGCAGCAGCAUCAGUGCACCAUCUUCAGUGGGGUCCAGCAGUUCCUCCGCAAAAGCAACGUCGUUCCACAGCAGCCAAAAUGGCUUCAUUGAGGCGCAGAGUCGCGCCGUGUCUGGGCUCAACAUGCUGGCGUCGGACCAACGGCUACACCUGCAGGGCAGCGUUUCUGCUCCCGUGGAGCGGACAUGUCCGGGGGCCCUGCACCUUCUGCCGCUGCUCGAGUACCACAUUGGCUUGUUUUGUCAGGUGCUCGAGAAGGUGGACAGCUCCAGCAAGAGCCCGCUGCGCAGCGUCUCCCUGUCUGAUUCCUUGCAGAGCAGUCCGGCCUCCGGUGUGGAGGAGACCUUAGGAGGCCUGGAGGAGUUUGCCCUAGCGGCACUCAGGGUGCUGGGCCUUCUGGUGGAGCACAGCCGUGAGGUUGUACAUGCCCUGCUGUGCCCUCCGGGCCUCAAACCCGAAACAAAGAGGGACACGGAGGUGCCUGGGACAGAGAGCAAGUCCGCUGAGCUCCUACACCCGCUGCUAUGCAGGCUGCUCCAACUGGCUGACCCUGGCAUUGCCAGCGCCGCCCGCCGCAGGGACACGGUGCUCAGCGGCAGCUUGAGCGUACUCAACGGGCUCGCGGAGAGAGCGGGCAAGGAGCUGCACAGGCUGAAGUGCGUGGCGUCGAGCCACUCCGUGGUGCGCUGCCUGGCGCCUGACUCCUCGCACCGGGUCCUCUGCCUCACCGUCAGUCUCCUUGCUCUGGUUGCUGACAGCGAUGAGGGAGCGGCGCUGCUCUGCUCGCACCUGGACUCGUGCCCUCUGCUGAAGCUGCUCCAGUACAUCAACUCCAGACCCAACGAGUCAAUUACAGACGACCAGUGGUGUUGGUUCGAGCUAGAGGCUGUGCGAUUCCUGACAAAGCUCCUGACCCAGAAAUCGGCCACAUGGACGUCUUUCUCACACUCGCCGUGUCAGUGCUGCGCUGAAGCACUUUUCUGAACAGUGGUGUACAACCCAAGAGUAAACAGAAGUGCAUCAGCAACAGCAGGAGAUGGAGACAGACACAUGACUCAAAAAGCACAGUCAGUCCAAAACUACACCUUAACCAGCACACAUUACCCAGGUAGCUGUUUAUUUCAUUGGUAGGAAGAUUUUUUUAAUAAGUAGUGAAGGUUUAUGGAGGUCAGGAGAGAAGUGGCUCUGAAAGAGAUGGGUUUGAGACCCUUCUUGACUGUUGGAAGGGAUUCGGCAACUCCGAAGGACACAGGGAGCUUUUUCCUCUACAGUGAGGAGAAAAAUGAGAACCUAGAAACUAUCGGUUUCGGACCCUUGGGAGCGGGAUCGCCAAGUGCCCAGAAGCUGAGGAGUUCAGUGCCCUUGCUGGGCUGUCACGAGAGAUCAGGUCCUAUUAGUAUCAGGGAGCAGAUCAUCUGAUGGUCUUGAUAGAGACAUGUACAGGAACUCAGUGAAGGGAGAUGAGGAGGGGAGUUACACGGGAAUGCUUUGGUAGGUCAAACACAGCUUGUACCAUGGUAUUCUGUAUCAGCUGGAGUGGCCUGCUGGUGGAGGCCAGGAGACCAACAGGAGGGAGUUACAGUAGUCCAGGUGGGAUAUUACUAUGGCCUGGGUCAGGACUUGUGUACAGUGUGUUCUGCUUCAUUCAGUGUCAGUCACUUCACAACAUAUAAUCGCUCGUCGCACAGCAGCUGCGUGCGAUACGUCCCCCGGGACCCGUGUACUGCGUGUUCUUGCAUGCUUGCGUGUGGCUGAGACUGAGCUCACGAUGCUGCCCCGCCGCAGCGUCCUUCCUGGCGCCAGCUCUUUGCUCUCCACUGCCACGCUGCUCAGUGUCACCCGUUCCCAGGAGAUUGUAGCCCGCUCUAGUCCCGCUUUACUGCAGUCCACCAUGCGUCUGGAUCAGCGUCAGCGGUCAACUAGUCCUCAGUUCUGUUCACCUGCAGUCCACCUGCUGACAGGGCAGCGCUCUGCUGGUUCAGCCAUGGUGAAGAGUGCCGCUG
Scleropages formosus (Asian bonytongue) is the source of this 3244-nucleotide messenger RNA. It is a transcript of the gene atrip, whose product is annotated as ATR interacting protein. The record is from RefSeq and is a predicted model, not a curated record. Gene Ontology annotation, biological process: DNA damage checkpoint signaling; DNA repair. The coding region runs from base 210 to 2225 and encodes 671 amino acids. The transcript has 13 exons. NCBI's taxonomy places the organism in Eukaryota, Metazoa, Chordata, Actinopteri, Osteoglossiformes, Osteoglossidae.